This is a messenger RNA of Caenorhabditis angaria, 290 nucleotides long. Lineage: Eukaryota; Metazoa; Nematoda; Chromadorea; Rhabditida; Rhabditidae. The record is from the annotation of a GenBank genome assembly.
AUGAGCACAAAUCUUGUUCCUCCACAAGUUAUUGUCGAUACUCCACGACCAAAAGAUCAGAAUGGUAAGUGAAAGAUCGAGAGAUCAAUUUUUAAAUUCCAAAUUUUUCAGGCGAAUUCGAAAAUGGUGCGGCGGGGCUCAUCUCAGUUUCGCUGAGCAAUUUCGUCAACUCUACCGCGAAAUCGCCGGGCUCAAAAUCCUCGGGAGGCGCGGGUAAAAAAUCACCCACUACCCGAUCUCCCCGAAUCAGCCCACGUGCAAGUCCAAGGCUGAUGAAGAAAAAGGUUUGA